Molecule: messenger RNA, 2061 nt
Organism: Trichoplax adhaerens
Lineage: Eukaryota; Metazoa; Placozoa; Uniplacotomia; Trichoplacea; Trichoplacidae
Exons: 23
Biological process (GO): mRNA 3'-end processing
Cellular component (GO): nucleus
Molecular function (GO): mRNA binding; protein binding
Source: RefSeq, a predicted model, not a curated record
GAACGAUGCGCUAAAGCCGAAGAAAGAAUUAAAACUCAUCCAUACGAUCUAGAAGCUUGGACAAUCUUAGUUCGAGAAGCCCAAUCUAAAAGCAUUGAAAUCGCUCGCGUAUUUUAUGAAAAAUUAUUGCAUCAAUUUCCUAAUGCUGGACGAUACUGGCGAAUCUACGUAGAGCACGAGAUGAAGAACAAAAAUUAUGAAAGAGUCGAAGCAUUAUUUCAAAGAUGCCUCCUUAAAGUUAUGAGUAUCGACUUAUGGAAGAGCUACAUUACAUAUGUUAGAGAAACGAAAAAACAUCUGCCUGCAUUUCGUGAUAAAAUGACCCAAGCUUACGAGUUUGCAUUAGGCAAAAUGGGAUUAGACAUUCAGUCCUUUCAGAUAUGGGCCGAUUAUUUAGAAUUUCUAAAAACAAUGGAAGUAUCAAACGCUUAUGCAGAAAAUCAGAAAAUAGUUGCUAUUCGAAAAGUCUAUCAAAGAGCCAUAGUGUUGCCCGUCAUUAACGUUGAACAACUAUGGAAGGAUUAUAAUACUUUCGAACAAACUACAAAUAAAAAUAUGGCUAAAAAGCUUAUCGAUGAAAGAAAUAAAGAAUUUAUAACUGCAAAACGCGUAUCAAAGGAAUUUGAAGCUAUUACUAGGGGUCUUGUGAAAGGGGCACCUGCUCUUCCGCCACAUCUUACCAACCUUUCUCAGCUUCAACUUUGGAAAAGAUACAUUGAAUGGGAAAAAAGCAAUCCCUUAUCUACGGAAGAUACGUUAACUUUGGUAAAGCGUGUCAUGUUCGCCUACGAGCAAUGUUUACUGGUUAUGGGCCAUCAUGCUGAUGUUUGGAAUGAAGCUGCAUUAUUUCUAGAAUCAAUGAGUAAAGUUUUAUCAGAGAAAGGGGAUAUGCAACUUGGUCGAGAAUUAAGCCAAGAAGCUGCAAAUGUAUACCAAAGAGCUGUUGAUGGUCUAUUAAAAAACAACAUGUUACUGUAUUUUGCGUUUGCAGAUUUUGAAGAAUCUCGCAUGCAGUACGAAAAGUGCCACUCGAUAUAUAAUAAAUUACUGCUCAGAGAUGACGUGGACCCUACUUUGGUCUAUAUACAAUACAUCAAAUUCGUUCGCCGUGCUGAAGGAAUUCAGUCUGCCCGAAAAGUGUUCAAGAAAUCGAGAAAUGACGCCAGAAGUCAAUACCAUGUUUAUGUAGCAGCUGCGUUAAUGGAAUAUCAUUGCUCAAAAGAAAAAACCAUAUCUAUUAAAAUAUUUGAUCUGGGCUUGAAGAAAUUUGGAUCGAAUCCAGAUUAUGUGCUAUGUUAUAUUGACUUCCUUUCUCAUUUAAAUGAUGAUAACAACACUAGAGUACUAUUUGAAAAGGUCCUAAAUCAAAUGCCGCAGGAAAAAACUAAACAAAUAUGGAGUGCCUUCUUAGACUUUGAAACUAACAAUGGAGAUUUAGCAAGCUUAUUAAAAGUAGAACAAAGACGUAAUCACAUUAAUCUUGAGGAAUACAAAGGACAUCAAACGGCAUUGCUUGUCGAUCGUUAUAAAUUUAGAGAUCUGUAUCCGUGUUCCACAUCAGAAUUAAGAGCAAUGGGCUACAAGAUUGCUUCUCUGAAUAAUGUCAUUGUACAACAAAAAGUAAACGUUGAAAAUACUUCAAGACAAGAUGACUUUCCAAGGCCAGACUUUAAUCAGUUAAUCCCAUUCCGACCGUCCUCUAAACCAGUCUUAGGCGUGCACGUAGUUCCUGGCGGAGAUUUCCCAGUCCCACCCGCCGUAGCGUACUUAAUGACUCAGAUUCCACCACCGACUUGUUUCGUGGUAUUUAUGUCUAUUAUGCUAUAUUUAAAUCAGGUCUAUUCUUAUAACGGGGGUGUAUUAAGAAUGGCUGUCUUUAACUUCUCUAAAUUAGAAUAUACUGCGAAAAUGAGUAUUACGGAAGGCAACGAGAUUAAUCAUAGUAGGGGAAGUAAAAGAUCAGCCGCUUAUCUAGAAAAUGAAGACAGUGACGAAGAAAUUACCGCACGACCUCCACGACAUGAUGUGUAUAGAAUGCGUCAGCAAAGACGACAAGGCUAA